CCCGGACAGCAAGGUUGUUCAGGAGCAAGACUGCAAUGGCGGCGCUCACAACUGUACGGUGUUCCCGUGGGUUGCUGAAUUGUCUGAAAGUUUCAUUUCAGACCUCGACACUCGCAAAGCAUAGGGCACCGGCAGUCGCCAGAUCAAAUUUCUUGCUGCAGUCAAGAUGUUACUCCCUCGGUCAUCUCACGGUCCAAGAGCGCAUCGAAAAGAAACGAAGUGCAGCCCUAGUUGGAGGAGGUCAGCAGAGAAUUGAUGCACAACACAAAAGGGGUAAACUGACAGCAAGGGAGAGAAUUGAGCUUCUGCUAGAUCAUGACUCUUUCGUUGAAUAUGACAUGUUCGUGGAGCACAGAUGUUCUGAUUUCGGGAUGCAGGCAGAUCACAACAAGUUCCCAGGUGACAGCGUCGUCACCGGGCAGGGCAGGAUCAAUGGCAGGCUGGUGUAUGUGUUCAGUCAGGACUUCACUGUUUUUGGAGGAAGUCUCUCAGGAGCUCAUGCUCAGAAAAUCUGCAAGAUCAUGGACCAGGCGAUGAUGGUGGGUGCCCCCGUGAUCGGCCUGAAUGACUCCGGCGGAGCCCGUAUUCAGGAGGGGGUGGAGUCUCUGGCUGGAUAUGCAGACAUCUUCCUGAGGAAUGUCAUGGCUUCAGGUGUGGUCCCUCAGAUCUCCCUCAUCAUGGGUCCUUGUGCAGGGGGGGCCGUCUACUCGCCGGCACUGACCGACUUCACGUUCAUGGUGAAGGACACGUCGUAUUUGUUCAUCACGGGUCCGGAUGUAGUCAAGUCGGUGACCAACGAGGAUGUGACUCAGGAGGAGCUUGGAGGUGCCAAGACUCACACGGCGGUGUCUGGCGUCGCUCACAAGGCCUUUGAGAAUGAUAUUGAUGCACUGCUGAAUCUCAGAGAGUUCUUCAACUUCCUCCCCCUCAGCAAUAAAGACGCAUCUCCUGUCAUGGAAUGUCACGACCCUAGUGAUCGCCUUGUUCCUGGCCUUGAUACAGUUGUUCCCUUUGAGAGCACUAAAGCCUAUGACAUGCUUGACAUCGUUCAAUCGAUUGUGGAUGAAAGGGAAUUUUUUGAAAUCAUGCCCAACUAUGCGAAAAACAUUGUUGUUGGAUUUGCCAGGAUGAAUGGGCGUACCGUGGGUAUUGUUGGCAACCAGCCUAAAGUGGCUUCAGGUUGCCUGGAUAUCAACUCCUCAGUGAAGGGGGCUCGCUUUGUCCGCUUUUGUGAUGCCUUCAACAUUCCAAUCAUCACCUUUGUGGAUGUGCCUGGAUUUUUGCCAGGUACGUCACAAGAGUAUGGCGGCAUCAUCAGGCACGGUGCCAAACUACUGUAUGCAUUUGCAGAGGCAACAGUCCCCAAAAUCACCGUUAUCACCCGCAAGGCCUACGGAGGGGCGUAUGACGUCAUGAGCUCCAAGCAUCUCCGUGGGGAUGUGAACUACGCCUGGCCAUCUGCCGAAGUGGCUGUCAUGGGUGCCAAGGGUGCCGUCCAGAUCAUUUUCAGAGGCAAGUCAAACCAGGCUGAGGCUGAAGCGGAGUAUGUGGAGAAAUUUGCCAACCCUUUCCCGGCAGCAGUCAGAGGCUUUGUCGAUGACAUCAUUCAGCCCUCGACCACCAGGAAACGGAUCUGCAGAGACCUGGAGGUGCUGGCCAGCAAGAAGCAGAGCAAUCCCUGGAAAAAACAUGCCAACAUUCCCUUGUAAAGCUGUCUGUGAUGUGCUGUUUGUGUGUGCCGUCUUGUUUUGAUCUUUUUUGACAGAAAAGUAGGGUCGAUGAUAUUUUGAGUAGUUAUCCAUUGACGACUUGACGCUUUGCCUUUCCUUCAACAAACCUUUUUGUACACUACGUUCAAACUACAAACUCUGAUUGGUGCACAGUAUUGUAGUAUGAGCCUUUGGGUUUGUUUGAGAAUAAACACAACCAAGAAGGAAAACAAA
This is a messenger RNA of Engraulis encrasicolus (European anchovy), 1943 nucleotides long. It is a transcript of the gene pccb, whose product is annotated as propionyl-CoA carboxylase subunit beta. Gene Ontology annotation, cellular component: mitochondrion. NCBI's taxonomy places the organism in Eukaryota, Metazoa, Chordata, Actinopteri, Clupeiformes, Engraulidae. Gene Ontology annotation, molecular function: propionyl-CoA carboxylase activity. The coding region runs from base 36 to 1709 and encodes 557 amino acids. The record is from RefSeq and is a predicted model, not a curated record. The transcript has 15 exons.